GCUCCGGGGAACUCCCGGUGCCUGGCGCCCCCCUCGGCGGGGCAGAGCGCGGGGAGGGGGUGUCUGGGACGGUUUUGCCCCCAGAGCCAUUCCCCUCACGCCCGCCGCUCUGCAAGAGAGCUCCGUCCCCAGGGGGGCCUCCUGUCUGUGUCUGUUCCAGUCUCUUCUGCUGGACCCCCAGCCCCAGCAGUGUGUGUGGUCCCCCGAGGAACCAGCCCACGCUGCCCGUUAAGCUUGAUCUACACUUAAAAUUUAGGUCAAUACAGCCAAGGCAUUUAGGGGGGUGAAAAAUCCACAGCCCAGUGCCACAGCAAUGCCAAUCAAAGCCUCGGUGCAGACUUGCUGACCAAACCCUCGCUGUAUAUAUACACAGCUAGGUCAAUCAAAGGAUGCUUUCCCUAGACAUAGCUCUGUUACUCAAGGAGGUGGAGUUCAGGGGUGCUGAGAGCUAUUGAACCACACUGUUAUCCCUGUCACACAGAAUGGCAUUGGCCUGCUAAACCCAGGGGUUUGAGUUCAAUCCUUGAGGGGGCCAUUCUGUGUGACUGUAAUCCCUGUAUAUGAUGGAAACCACUUCAAGUCAGAAUCCUUAGUUCCAGAACCUAUGGUGGUGUUUUCUGUUUUCUGGUGGUGUUUUCUGCAGCGACAGAAAAACCCGUGUCUGUGCUACGGUGUUAGGCUUUGUCUACACUGGCAACUGAACCACGAAACGUUUGUCUUUCAGAGGUGUAAAAAAACCACACACCCUGAAAGACAAAAGUUUUGCCGACGACAAGCGCCGGUGUGAACAGCGCUUUGGUGGCAGGAGCACUCUCCUGCCAGCAAAGCAAAUGCUGCGCAUUGGGGUUGGAAGUUUUUUGUUGGCAGAAGAGUUCUCUCUCCUGCCGACAAACCCUUUUAGCGGCGCAGCUGAAAUGACACAGCCAUGUCGCUAAAAGCUGUGUAGUGUAGACAUAGCCUUAGUCAGGGCACCAUAGCUAUGCAGCUAUAGUCACUGUAGUGUAGACAUGGCUUAAUUUGAAUGCUGAAAUAGGCAGAGAGAAAUCUCCUCCUACAGACCAUAUCAGUACAUGCAUCUUGGAGCCUCUCAUCACUACUAUAUAUUUUUCAAACUACAGAGCAUUAGUUUCAUUCUAGAUAGAAUAAGUCUCUGGAGACUCUCAGACAAUACUUAAUAAGAAUUUUUGUCAGGGCUCGUAGGCAGUUUUUGUAAUAGUACCUGGUAGGUUUCCCCUCUUAACAUUAACAACUAGGAUAAUAGAAUUUAGAUCCACACUUCUGCUAAUUAUUGAAUACUUAAUUUUAUAACUUCCCAUUGUAACUGCAUCAGCCCUGAUAAUGUUUUUGAACUCAUGGUUUGUCAGUAAAAAUAAUAUUCGCAAAAAGAUACUAUGCAUCCGAUGAAGUGAGCUAUAGCUCACGAAAGCUUAUGCUCAAAUAAAUUGGUUAGUCUCUAAGGUGCCACAAGUACUCCUUUUCUUUUUGCGAAUACAGACUAACACGGCUGUUACUCUAAAAAAUAAUAUUGUACUUUGCUUUUAAAUUUCAAAGGAAACGUGAUUUUGGAAGACACUGACUAUAUUUUAAAUUUAAUCUACUGGUAAAACACAUUUGAAACCUCAUAUGGAACAGCGCUAAUUGUGUAAUUUUAAAAAAAGUGAACAUGCAAGGAGAUAUAGUCAAUUUGAAAUCUAGUCAGUUCAAAGAUUAAAAGUAGUUUCAUGUACUAUCCCUCUGCCAAGUUUUACAUCUUCCACUUCAAUUUUUUUCCCCCUUCUUGCUGUGUGAAAGGCUUAUACAAACAAGAGGAAACUGAGUACUGUGUGGUGAAAUUGAUUAUAGACAAAGUGAUGUAAAAUUUCAAGGUAAACUUUCAGAAAACUAAAGUAGGGUGGAUGGCUAAAAAAGCAUUAAUUCUCCAGAAGAGGAUUCAAGAUCAACACUGAAGGCUCCAAAAUGUCAAAAGAAAUGCAAGAACUACAGAAACAGUGGCACUUCGUGAUGCAAACCAUCCACACCAACUCCAAUAUACAGCAGGGCAGUUGUCUUCCUUUCGUGCCAUCUGGCUACAGGGAGUUCUCUCCUCCCACAUCUUCAGCCAUGAAAGAGGUUGUUUCUUUUAUGAACUCUCGAGUUGGCCAGUACUUAGAUGAUCAUCCUUUUGUUGCCCUGUCACUGUUGGUGUUUAUUGCAGUAUCUGCUAUUCCUGUUGCAUUCUUUCUGAUAUUUGUGAUUUCAACAACCAUAGUGGCCUGUAUGGGGGUUGUCGUCCUUGAAGGUGUUGUAAUAUCAGUAGGUGGCAUAGCCCUUCUUUGUGUGCUGUGUGGCCUGGGUGUCCUUUCAUUGGCAGUUUCUGGAGUACUGAGUAUUUGCUACAUAGCUCUUUCAACUCUAAUCAACUACUGGCAUACUCCAAACAGCCUGGUAAAGAAGCAAGAAGCUAAUGGAAACAGUUUGCUACAAAGUAGUCCUCCUGUCUUGGACCCUUCUAACAAGAACACAAAGAGCGAAUGAACAGGACUUUCCCAGCUUCCUGUCUUCCUUGAUAUGCACUUACUUGUACUGUUCUGAAUUAUAAUUUUUUGUUUUCCUGUCAAAUACUCAAGCUUUGUGCGUUGUUUAUGGAAAUUGAGACUCAAUAUGCCUCUUUGGUUGUUGCUGUAAAAUGCAUAGUAACAGUAUCUUAACCUGUAGUCAAUUCACUGUCAUGCUAAGUGUACAGGGCAUGGUGAGAAAUCUUCCAAACACACUACAGCGUCCAGUCCUGUUGCUAUAAAAGCAAUAAUUCGCAAUAAAAUUGGGGCAGUUUUGUGCAAGGAGGAAGUGUGUUUUGAGAUUAUAACUGUUGGUGUUAGAAUUCUAAUCAAAGGGGAACAACCUGACUGCAGCAGUUGGAUGUUUUUGCACUUGGGAAAUGGGAAAGCACAGCAACACAAGGUAACACAUGUUUGAAUACUGGAAAAAUAUUUUUAAGCCUUAACAGUGGUUAUCAAAAUAUCUGUGUGGUGAAGAACUACGGCUGCACCAUGUUAAAUAUAUCUGUUGUUGGAAAAGCAAGGUAAAGGAAGUUUUACUAUGUAUAAUAUUUAAUAGCCUAAACCAGUGGUCCCCAAACUAUGGGGCGGACCCCCUAAGAGGAUGGGGAGGAACGUUCCGGGGAGCACGACAGGGCCAGGGCCAGCCCCCAUGGGGGGCAGAGAGGGAGUGCCACCAAGUUCUGCUCUUGGCCCCGACCACGUCCCCAGCUGCAGCACUGGCUUCACUCGUGACCGUGGUGCCCAGCCCUAGCUCCAGCUCCUGACCGCAGCUCCCAGGAUGGGUGAGUGGGGUUUGCGGAUCAGAUGGGGGGAGAAGGGGGGGCAAAAAAGCUUGGGGACCACUGGUCUAAACUCUUGCAUGUUUUGAUAAGUUAUUCAGAAGGGAUACCUUCCUCAUUCUCCUUCCAUCCGACAAGAGGUGCGGAUUAGGGGCUUAGUGUUCGAGUGUUUUUGCAAGUCUGUUUUGCUUACCAAUUUUCACUCUUUGACUAUGUAAAUUCUGUGAACUUUUUUGGGGGGAGGGCAAAUACUAAACAUCUUUACUUAAAUAGUAACCUCGUGUAUCUCAAAGAUACUUAGUUUAAUAAAGUGCUGUUUGUUUU
Molecule: messenger RNA, 3640 nt
Organism: Chelonia mydas (Green sea turtle)
Lineage: Eukaryota; Metazoa; Chordata; Testudines; Cheloniidae
Gene: LDAF1
Product: lipid droplet assembly factor 1
Exons: 6
Coding region: 1957-2514 (185 amino acids)
Source: RefSeq, a predicted model, not a curated record